CCUCUCAUUGGUCCAUUCGUGAACCGUUCAGCGUGUCUGCACUCGGUGGUUGUGCUCAGUUUUGCUAGCAUUUAGAAAUGGCCACAGUCAAGCAAAAUGAAGCGAAAGCUUCUUCCUUGGAGGAAAAUAAGGAAAAUUCACCGGGCGGAGGAAUUGGUCUUGAAAUCUUGCAAAUCAUUAAGGAGUCCCAGCAGCUGCACGGUCUCAGACAUGGGGACUACCAAAGAUACAGGGGCUACUGUUCUCGUAGACUGCGCCGUCUACGCAAGACUCUUGGAUUCAAGAUGGGGAACCGGCACAAGUUUGUUGGGAAGAAAAUAACAGUCGAGAUGCUUUCAGACAGCAGGUACUUGCUUCUGGUUUUGAUGGAAGCAGAGCGUGCAUGGAGUUAUGCCAUGCAAUUGAAGCAGGAGGCCAACACGGAGCCGCGUAAGCGUUUCCACCUGCUGGCACGGCUCCGGAAAGCUGCCAAGCACAGUGAGAAGCUGGAGAAGCUAUGUGAGAGCCCCUCUGUUGAUGCCAAGACGAAACUGGAAGCACAGGCCUACACCUCAUAUCUGACUGGGAUGGUAGAAUUUGAACUGCAAAAGUGGAAGUGUGCCAUGGAGGCCUUCAAUAAGUGCAAGACCAUCUAUGAAAAGCUUGCAAGUGCAUUCACUGACGAACUGGAAGCGCUGUAUCGCCAACGUGUGGACGAAAUAUCACCCAACAUCCGAUACUGUGCUUACAAUAUAGGUGACCAGAACGCCAUCAAUGACUUGAUGCAGAUGAGACUGACAGGAGGGGGUGGAGGCAUGAUGGCUGAGAAACUGGAGGCCCUGAUCACUCAGGCAAGAACCAAACAGGCAGCCACCAUGAGCGAGGUGGAGUGGCGUGGGAGGAGUGUGCCAGUCAAGAUUGACAAGGCCCGCAUCUUCCUGUUGGGUCUAGCAGACAAUGAGGCUGCCAUUGCUCAGGCAGCCAAUGAGGAGACCAAAGAGCAUCUGUAUGAGACCCUGCUGGCCGAGUGCCGAGACACCAUCCAAGCGGUGCGAGAGGAGCUCAAGACUGAGGCGAAGCAGCGAGAGAGAAGUUCUGAUGCUGAGAAUGGAAAAGUGUCCAACAUGCAGUUUCUGCACAGCUACCUGAGCUACAUCAAGCUGUGCACGCUGGUGAAGAGGAACGAGAGCAUGGCGCACACACUGCAGGCCAAGCUGAAGGAGCCUGAGGGGGAUGAGAAUAAGAGGGGCCCCCGUCCACAGGACCUCAUCCGCCUCUAUGACAUUAUCCUGCAGAGUCUGGCUGAACUCUCCUCCCUGCAGGGGCUGGAGGACGACCACACCUUUCAGAAAGAGGUGUCCCUCAAGACGCUGGCCUACAAAGCAUACAGGUGUUUCUACAUUGCCCAGUCUUAUGUUCUGGUGAAGAAGUGGAGCGAGGCUCUGGUGCUCUACGAGAGGGUGCUCAAGUAUGCUAAGGAGGUGCAGUCGAAGGCCAAGAGCAUGAACAGCCUUAAGGAUCUGCCUGAUGUUCAGGAGCUCAUUGCUAAAGUCAAUGCAGAAAAAUACUCUCUUCAAGCGGCAGCCAUUUUAGACACUGGCGAGACUGUUGACGUUCCCACUCCACAGCCCAUCAAAGACAACACGCCUCUGUGCGAUCGCUUGGAGACGUUCCGCCUGGACCCGUCCCUCGUGGGAAAGCAUCCCAACCUGGUCCACUUUCCUCCCGACUUCCAGCCGAUCCCUUGCAAGCCUCUCUUCUUUGACCUGGCUCUCAACCAUGUGGCCUUCCCGCCCCUGGAUGACAAAGUGGAGCAGAAGGUCAAGGGCGGCCUAACCGGCUACAUCAAGGGCAUCUUUGGAUUCGGCAGCUAAAACGUAAAGAAGAAAAGCCUCCCUCGUGGCAUUUGUUAGAAUCAUGUUUCUUGGUUACUUUCAGUGCCUCCGCGCGAGACGACCGGAUGAGAUUUGGAAAAAGGAAUGUCAUGAAAUCCACCUGCCAACUUUUAAUGACUUGUCAUGGUUAAGCCGGUUACCAUGUCUUAAUAUUUAGAUCCAUGUUGUUGUUUUGUCCCCAGAGCGUUUAUAGAUCCCCCC
Messenger RNA from Hippocampus comes (tiger tail seahorse), 2075 nucleotides. It is a transcript of the gene srp68, whose product is annotated as signal recognition particle 68. Bases 78 to 1853 code for a protein of 591 amino acids. The record is from RefSeq and is a predicted model, not a curated record. Gene Ontology annotation, cellular component: signal recognition particle, endoplasmic reticulum targeting. Gene Ontology annotation, biological process: SRP-dependent cotranslational protein targeting to membrane. Lineage: Eukaryota; Metazoa; Chordata; Actinopteri; Syngnathiformes; Syngnathidae. Gene Ontology annotation, molecular function: protein binding; 7S RNA binding; endoplasmic reticulum signal sequence receptor activity. The transcript is spliced from 16 exons.